Exophiala oligosperma is the source of this 333-nucleotide messenger RNA. RefSeq lists its product as uncharacterized. The transcript has a single exon. The record is from RefSeq and is a predicted model, not a curated record. NCBI's taxonomy places the organism in Eukaryota, Fungi, Ascomycota, Eurotiomycetes, Chaetothyriales, Herpotrichiellaceae. The coding region runs from base 1 to 333 and encodes 110 amino acids.
AUGUCAUCGAAAAUCAUGACCCACCACCUCGCUUUACGAGCUACAGUAUUCAGCAUACGUUGGUUAGCUACGACCGAGAAUGUAAAAGAAAACCCGAGGCAACUCGAAACAUCCAUCAGAAACAAAACAAGGAGGGACAGAAAGCUGGGCAAAUCAUUAUAUUGUUGUUUGUGUGUGUGUGUGUGUGUGCACUGGAAGGUAUCAUUCAUGUCGCGUGAGAUUUUGGUAUUUGGCUAUUUAACUGAUAUCGGUAUUUUGGGUAUUGGGUGGCAAGGACCAGGACGCAAGGAAGGAAGGAAGGAAUUGAGUGGCAUAGUGCUCAUACUAAAGUAA